GCACAGCAGCCGGAUCUGUCCUUCCAGGACGAGCGCGGUGAGACGGCUUGGAGUCUUGCUUCCCUUUGGGGAAACAAGCCCCAUCUUUUCCGCAGCCUCCGCAGGCACGUUCCAACCUCGGAGCCUCCCAGCGCAUUGCUCCUCUUCGAUGGCCUCCUGCUGCGGCCCGUGGAGCGCGUGAACCGGACGCUGCUGUCGCCUAGUGGUGGCAAGGAUCUUGAGGUUGUCAGCCACACGCAGCUGACUGUGGAGUUUCUCACGGCCACGCUUUGGUCUUGGAAGCAAGCUGGCUAUAUGUUGCACGAUGCGGGCACAUUCUUUGCCGACCACGAACUGUGCGAUCACGAGCUCAGCAUCCAGCGAGUGAAUGGUCAGCCUUGGAUCGCACAUCCUGAUGGCCUGAAUCAUCUGCGGCCGAACGAUUUGAUCAAGCUGAAGGAUCGGAGGCAGGUUCGACGCCUCUUCGACUGGCAGCAGGAGGGUUGGACGGUCAAGGCCGAGGGCGGCGACGUGAGAUUCUGCCAUUCGGGCGCGAAGAAGAUCCAG
This is a messenger RNA of Symbiodinium pilosum, 546 nucleotides long. Lineage: Eukaryota; Dinophyceae; Suessiales; Symbiodiniaceae. The record is from the annotation of a GenBank genome assembly.